UUCAUGAGUAUAGCCGACCAUUUAGGAAUUGAAUUCAUGGAGAGUGAGGAGGUGUACCAGCGCCAGGUGCUGUCCAUUGCCUGUAUCGUCUUUGGCAUCGUCGUGGUGGGCGUGCUUUGUGCCGCGUUCUACUUCAGAGCCAAGAAACAAACAAAGCAAAUCCAUGAACAGCUGAAAGAAACGCAGAAUAGGAAAACCUACAGCCUAAAUGCUUCCAGCAUGAUGGCAAAGUCGGAGUGUGUGGCACAAAGCCAAGUCCAGCUGCAAAAUUAUUCCAAACCAGACAGGCAUCCRGGGCCUAUUCUGCACAAAGUCAUGGAGUCCAGCUUUUCAGGCCCUCAGUCUUUCCCAGAGGCCUUGUCCCCUGACAGAGGAGCCCAGCCCAUGAAGCAUCACAGAAGUCUGUCUUCAUGCUGCAGCCCAGGACAGAAGAGUGGGAUGCUCCACAGAAAUGCCUUUCGGAGGACUCCUCCCUUGCCUCGGGGUAGGUUCAAUGGAAUUACAGGACCAGCAUAUCAGCAGCUGGAAGAGUCCAGAAUCCCAGACCAGGACACGAUACCUUGUCACGGGUAUUCGUCCAGUGGUUUAAAAACUCCUCAGAAUACUUCAAUAAAUAUGCAACUGCCUUCAAGAGAGACAACCCCAUAUUUUAAUAGCGUGGAUCAGAAGGACUUGGUCRGCUACUCCUCUUCAAGGGCCAACUCCGUUCCCAUCAUCCCGUCUGUGGGCUUGGACGAAGCCUGCAUGCAAAUGCAAAAUGUUUCCGAAGUAACAGGCAUCAAAUGGUGCAAAAACUCCUAUUCUGCUGAACUUGUCAAUGUGAGUUCCCCAGUCAGUAAUUGUCUUAUAGCGGAACAGCACGAAGUGAAAAUAUUGCUGGAAACUGUGCAGGAGCAGAUCCGGAUCCUGCGGGACGCGCGGCGCGCGGAGGGCUCGGAGCUGGCGAGCGCCRCGGCCGAGAGCAGCGCCAGCGAGAACACGGCCUUCCUGCCCAUGAGCCCCGUGGCCAAGCCAGAGCAAGAGGCACAAUUUGUCUUAAAAAGUGAAACGCAAAGAGACUCGGUAUUGACCAAGUGACUCUGUGCGGGGGUUGUGGGAGGGGGAAACGAGAGGUCUGUGCGUUCGAUGCUUUGCUAAACAGGAAGGGAGGAAGUUAAAUACAAAUUAUUUAUAUGCAUUAAUUUAAGAGCAUCUACUUAGAAGAAACCAAAUAGUCAAUCGCCCUCAUAUCAUAGUGUUUUUUAACAAAAUAUUUUUUUAAGGGAAAAGUUCCAGGAGGGAUGAAGCGUGCUUUCAGGUGCUUUCUUGGCAGGAUUACAGUUUCAGUUCCAGAGGAUUUUACCGUGGUUCUGUUCGGCUGUCCGAAGGCUUGGGCUAUGCAUCUUUUUGUCAGGAAAAGCCAAAUACCACUCUUAGAUGCAUCUCUGGUUCCAGGGCAGCACUGCAGCGAGCUGCUGGGCAGGGAUUCAGGCCCUGGGGAGCACGUCCCCUGASCCCAACACAGAUCCAGUCCAUUCUCCCCUCUGCUCUUGAUUCAACGUUCAUGAUAACAGGCACACAGACACCUUCUGAGUUCUGGUACCUGCUGUGGGAUGACGGCAACAUCCCUGCUCUGAGCAGAUGCUGUACUCUCAACCUUCAUUUGAUGUGUCAGUCAGCCCAAGAAAGUCAGUGGAAUCAUUUAGGAGCUUUGGGAUUGGCCAAGAGUGGGAGCAGGAUUGGGAUCUGUGGAGAUUCAGUGGUCAGGUGCCCGCAGCUUCUCCAUCUCUAAACUUUCCCCAUCAGAGCUGCCUUGAUGGAGAGUGAAGAAGAGAAAAUGCAGAAGUUUGUAUUACAACAGGUUUGGUUUUAGUUUCUGGUUUGGGUUUUUUUAAGUGGAAACACAAACUCCAUUGUUCGUUAGCACCCCUCGACGUUUCUAAACUUUUACACUUUGAAGGCAUUUGUAAGCUCUCAAGGAGUACCUCUCAGUGUGUAUGUAUUUUUUUUAAACUUAUUUUUUAUUAUGGCUUGUUUGGAGGAGAGUCGGGGAGAUCCAAUACGAUCACAACCCAGCCAAGUAAGUGUCCACACUGCCUAAUUUGUCCCUGCAUUCAGUUCUCCAGUCUCUUUAAUUAAUUAUGGCUUAGGCUUGUGAACUUUAAAGCUUCAACCCUGCAGAUGGUUCAGCAUGGGCAGACCCCCAGGCAUGCAGAGAUCUGACUCUAAUGGAGCUUUGUAAGAGCAGAUGGUUUCUACCAAGUGAAUUCCUGCAGGGGAUCAAGGCCUUGGAGAGGAAGUUUCAUUCCCUGGUUGCCAUAUCGUAAUCCCAUUAUCAACACUUUUUUUGUAUUUGUUUUCUUUUGAGUCCCUCUUUCCCCCUUAAAUUGUAACAAAACGUGCCAACAGUGCAAUGGAUUGGGUCCAGUGACACAAGUUACUGUUUUUAUUAAAUAUCUGCUUAUUCUCGGGGGAAGAAACCAACUAUAAUAAAUAAUUGCUAAAUAGCCUUCCCUGGUUAGUGUCAGGAGAUGGAUUUACAAAAAUUACAGUAUGUGCAGAAUGUAUUAAAAUAUUCCUUUGAAGCAAAAUAAUUGUUAAAUUUAUUAAUAUGCCCRAGACUUUCUAGUUCACAAGUCUCAAGACUUCCCAAAAUAGCACAAUUGAUCACACAGUGCUGUUGUAUGUUGAGUCAGAAUAAAGCAAUAUUUUAACCUCUGUCAAGUAAAUUUGGAAAAGAAAUGCUGAAGGUGUAUGUCAUUUUUUUUUUUUUUGCUUUUUGUUAAGGCAGAAAAAAAUUUAUUAUUCACAGUCUUCAUUAAGCAAGUCUUACUUUGGGUUGCUUUUGUGGUUUUGGGGGAUCUUUUAAAGACAAAGUUGAUGAAAUUGUCCUGUUUACAGAAUUUUUUAUGCUGUAAUCUUUGCUGUGUGUUUUCAACAGAAAUAUAUUUGAGGAAAAACUAUUGUUCUGUGCCCCRGGACGGAGUGUGGCUUGUUCAGGCUCCCUUCUGCAGGGACACAGAGCUUUUUUGGGGGCAGUGAGGUGGGAUCCCCAUGGGGUUUGGUCUCCCCGGAACCUUUUCCUGCUGUUGCUGGGCACAAUCCCACUGUGAGUGAACCGAGCUGGCCCCAAGCCCACACCAGAAAACCCCUGUGAAAGGCAGGGUGCAUGAGUUGGGGCUCAACUUUGCACCCCUACGAUUGUUUGACUUUUCUGUCAACACCAUUUGCAUCCCCCAUUUCAGGACACGAGCAAAGGGAGCUGCCUCUGCCCACAAGCCCUGUGAACAUACCUAUAAAAUAAAAUCUGGGUACUGUGUAAAGCUCUGGUUCAACAAUUUGCAAAGGGUGAUCACAAUUAAUAAAUUGUUCACCAUUAAUUUCGUUGAGAUGGUCUCUCUGCAAUACAGUGCAAAAUCCUGUCCAAAUUGAUGUUUAAAAAUGGAAUCUUUUCAAUUCAGAUGCAAGAUCUUCU
Molecule: messenger RNA, 3454 nt
Organism: Malurus melanocephalus (red-backed fairy wren)
Lineage: Eukaryota; Metazoa; Chordata; Aves; Passeriformes; Maluridae
Gene: NRG3
Product: neuregulin 3
Exons: 6
Coding region: 4-1077 (357 amino acids)
Biological process (GO): animal organ development; nervous system development; intracellular signal transduction
Molecular function (GO): chemorepellent activity
Source: RefSeq, a predicted model, not a curated record